Megalobrama amblycephala (Wuchang bream) is the source of this 3572-nucleotide messenger RNA. RefSeq names its product alkaline phosphatase, biomineralization associated (gene alpl). Bases 223 to 1848 code for a protein of 541 amino acids. The transcript is spliced from 12 exons. Gene Ontology annotation, biological process: dephosphorylation. Gene Ontology annotation, cellular component: plasma membrane. Gene Ontology annotation, molecular function: alkaline phosphatase activity. NCBI's taxonomy places the organism in Eukaryota, Metazoa, Chordata, Actinopteri, Cypriniformes, Xenocyprididae. The record is from RefSeq and is a predicted model, not a curated record.
CUCCUAUCAACAGGAGGAGCUCGCGCUUCAGAUAGCGCUAUUAUUAAUAGUGGACUCGAACCGGGGGUCUCUCUCUCUCUCGAUCUCUCCUGGGCUGGCGCUUUGUGUAGCGUUAUAAAAGCUCGACUAGAGAACAGUACAUGAACGUGAGUCCUGUGUUGCUGGAAUCGCAGAGGUGCACGGAUACAUACGGCACAGGGAUCUUCGAGUCACCUGGCAUCCAUGGAACUUGAGUUAUUCUGCAAACGGCAGCUGACAGAUAACAAAAUGAAGGUCUCUGUACUCCUUAUACUUGGUUGUCUGGUUUCAGAAGGAUUGGCAAAGCCUGAGUUUCCAGAACAAGAGAAGGACCCUAAUUUCUGGAAGGGCUGGGCUCAAAGCUCACUAAAAAAUGCUUUGACCCUCCAAGAGCUCAACAAGAACGUUGCCAAGAACAUCAUCCUUUUUCUUGGUGAUGGUAUGGGUGUAUCUACGGUCACAGCAGCACGGAUUCUAAAGGGUCAAAUGAGUGGAAAGAGCGGUGAGGAAACACAACUGGAGAUGGACAAAUUCCCCUAUGUUGCCCUCUCUAAGACAUAUAACACCAAUGCUCAGGUACCAGACAGUGCAGGCACUGCCACGGCAUAUCUGUGUGGGGUCAAAGCCAACGAGGGUACGGUUGGAGUGAGUGCAGCAGCUGUGAGAUCUCAGUGCAACACCACUCAAGGGAACGAGGUCACCUCCAUUCUUAAAUGGGCCAAAGACGCAGGCAAAUCAGUGGGAAUUGUCACAACAACACGAGUAAACCAUGCCACUCCGAGUGCCGCAUAUGCCCACUGUGUUGAUCGGGACUGGUAUUCAGAUGGGGAAAUGCCAGGUGAAGCACUGCAGAGUGGAUGCAAAGACAUUGCCAGACAACUCUUUGAAAAUAUCCCUGACAUUAAUGUGAUUAUGGGGGGUGGGCGGAGAUAUAUGUACCCCAAAAACACACCAGAUGUGGAAUACCCAGGAGACAAGAAACACAACGGUACACGCAAAGAUGGCAGGAACCUUGUGGGGGAGUGGAUUGACAGAAUGAAGGAUAAGAGAGGUUACUAUGUUUGGAACAAGAGGGAUCUCCUUUCCCUGAAUCCAAAUAAUGUGGAUUAUCUGUUGGGUCUGUUUGAGCCAGCAGACCUGGCCUAUGAGCUUGAGAGAAACAAAGAAACUGACCCUUCACUUACUGAGAUGGUAGAAGUGGCCAUUAAGAUCCUCAGAAAAAAUGAACGCGGGUUCUACUUGUUGGUCGAAGGUGGGCGCAUUGACCACGGACACCAUGAGGGCAAAGCGAAGCAGGCCUUACACGAGGCAGUAGAAAUGGAUUGGGCCAUUACUCGAGCUGGUCUCCUCACCAGUGUUUAUGACACACUAACCGUCGUCACGGCUGAUCACUCUCAUGUCUUCAGCUUUGGAGGCUACACACCACGAGGAAACUCAAUCUUUGGUUUGGCCCCCAUGAUGAGUGAUAUUGACCAGAAGCCCUUCACAUCCAUUUUGUAUGGAAAUGGCCCAGGGUUCAAGUUGGUUAACGGAUCUAGAGAAAAUGUCUCAACUGUGGACUACGAGCAAAACAAUUAUCAGGCUCAGUCUGCCGUUCCCUUGCGCAUGGAGACUCAUGGCGGUGAAGACGUGGCCAUCUUCUCCAAAGGCCCCAUGGCUCAUCUUCUUCAUGGAGUCCAGGAGCAGCAUUACAUUCCCCAUGUCAUGGCGUACGCCUCUUGCAUCGGCCAAAACAAAGACCACUGCCGUACAACCUCCGGCUCCUCUUCUCUCAGCCACAUCUCCCCUACACUGGCCAUCCUUCUUUCAGUUACAUGGUUUCUGUGCUGACCUCUCUUCUUUGGAUCCUCUCGUAUCCUACCGUGAUUAGAUCAGAAACUGAGUUUAUGAUUUUUUUGUAAUAUGUGGUUAGUUUUUAAAGCAUUUAUCAACUUCAGGACCAAUGUGUGGGCAUUUUGAAGAGGCUGAAGAUGUGAAGAGAUUCUGUUGCAAUGAUGGAAACAAAAUGUAAAAUGUUUUUUUUUUUUUUAACUUGCCAUUUAAGCGAUAUCACACAAGUAGGAUUGCUGGUGUUGUGAAUACCAGAACUGCUGUGAUUCAGUACAGCAGUGCAAAUGUGAGUGUGAUAUUGCUGUUCUCUAAAAAACAUUAUAAUGAAUAAUUGUGAUAAAAUCUGGCCAGCAAAAAUUCUUCAGAAGGACGCCAAAAAAAAUAUCACGCUUUCUGUAUUGCAAGGCAACACGGAGAUUGACAAUCUGUCUGGAACAGAUAAUGCAAAAUAGAGGAUCUGAACUAAUUGUUGUUUGACAAGCUCACACUACACAGUUUUAGCUCUGAAAUUUUGUAAGGUCUGCUAAGUCACAUGAGAUCAGUAAGAUAUUUUUUUUUUCUUUUUGGAAAGAAUUCAAUGUUUAUUCAGCAAGGAUGCAUUAAAUUGAUCAAAAGUGACAAAACAUUUAUGUUACACAAAAGUUCCCUUUUGAAAGGGAACUUCAACUCUGCGUUGAUUACGUGGACGUUCCCCAACGUCUCGUUCCCUGGUUCUCAGGGAACUAUGGUUACAUACGUAACCUGAGACAAUUUCUAUUUAAAUGAAUGCUUUUGAACUUUCUAUUCAUCAAGGAAUCCUAAAAAAUUAUCAUAGUUUCCACAAAAAAUUAAGCAGCACAGUAAUAGUAAACAUUAAUAGUAAUAAGAGAUGUUUCUUGAGAACUAAAUCAGCAUAUUAAAAUGAUUUCUGAAGGAUCCUGUGACACUUAAUAAUAAACUGCAUUUUAAAGUAUUUAAAAGUAUAUUUUAAAGUUAAGUUUUUAAAUUGUAAUAAUAGCACCUAAAGGGACAUUGUGGUGGAAAAUAUUUGGGAUGGGAGAAAAAAUAUAUUUCAAUGCUUUUGCGUACUCUCGCAAAAGUUUUGCAUUCCCUCGAGAAACUUUGCGUUUGCUCACAAAAAACUAAGUUUCUUGGGGGAACACAAACAUUUUUGCGAGCGAACACAAACUUUCUUGGGGGAACGCAAUAGUUUUGCGAGAGAAUGCAAAAAAAUUAACAUCAUUUUUGUUCCCAUCUCAUAUAUUUUUUCAUCACUUUGUCCCUUUAGGGGCUCCAUAGUUUUUACUCUAUCAAAUAAAUGCAGCCUUGUUGAACAUAAAAGACUUGUACUGAACUUGUACUGUCCCAGGUGAAAAAAAAAAGUAAAUUUCUAUAAUGUACUUAAAGUGCUCUAUUUUCGUGCACUAAUUUUGUACUUAAUAUACUAAAAAUUCUUCUUUAGUACUUCUUAAGAACAUCUAAGUGUACUCAACUGCUAUUUUGAGACACCAUGAAAUAUAAACUAAAAUGUGCUUUUAAUAUACUAUCUCUGUAUUUAAAAAAAUUUAUUUACAUACCACUUAUAGUAUUUUGAACCCUUACCCCCGGUUUCACAGACAAGGCUUAAGCUAGUCCUAGACUAAAAUGCAUGUUUGAGCUGUUUUAACUGAAAGCAACUUGCAAUGACAUAUCUUAAAGGAUUAGUCCACUUUUAAAUAUAAUUUUCCUGAUAAAUUUACUCACCC